Messenger RNA from Eruca vesicaria subsp. sativa (arugula), 618 nucleotides. Lineage: Eukaryota; Viridiplantae; Streptophyta; Magnoliopsida; Brassicales; Brassicaceae. The record is from the annotation of a GenBank genome assembly.
AUGGAGCCGCCUCCCUCAGGAUCCCAACCUCUACAGAAAGCGGUUCCGAGACUAGCUACAGUGGGGUGGCGAACUAUGUUGAUCUUCAAUCUCGGUCUCGCAGCUUUUAUAUUUGCGAAAAAACGAGAAAGAGACAUUGAUGCGGGCGAGAAAAUGUUAGUUAAAAAGGGCACCGAAGCCAGAAGUAAAGGUGCGAAAAAGAGUGUUGUUAACAUUGAGGUCGAGAAGAAAGUUGCAGAAACUGAUAAGGCUAAGAAUCCAGAAACCGCAGUACCUGAGAAAGAAGAAGCCAAACCGAUCCCUAAACCAGAUCCUCUGUUUGAGUUUACGGAUGCAGCAUCAGCUGAUGAGUUGGUGUUUCAGGGUGGUGUGGCGACUGAGCCUGUAAAGGUAGCAAGGAAACCGAUUCCAGAAGAUGAGCAAAGGGAGCUUUUCAAGUGGAUCUUGGAAGAGAAAAGGAAGAAGGAACCAAAAGACAGGAAAGAGAAGAAACAAAUCGAUGAAGAGAAAGCUGUCUUGAAACAGUUCAUUCGCGCAGAGAGGGUUCCAAAACUUCUCCCUGAUGAUUCUGUUGAUUCAUCGCUUCGUGAUUGGGACAAAUUCUUCUCCUCAAAGUAG